Limulus polyphemus (Atlantic horseshoe crab) is the source of this 5369-nucleotide messenger RNA. Its product is annotated as zinc finger protein 239-like. NCBI's taxonomy places the organism in Eukaryota, Metazoa, Arthropoda, Merostomata, Xiphosura, Limulidae. The annotation marks the transcript as partial. The record is from RefSeq and is a predicted model, not a curated record. The transcript has a single exon. Gene Ontology annotation, biological process: negative regulation of transcription by RNA polymerase II; regulation of immune system process; regulation of cytokine production.
AUAUAAAGACCUAUGUAAACACCUCUUCUGGAAAUCAGUUUGCUAGUGAUCAUGUUUUAACACAAGAAGAUUCCUUUAUGGAAACAGAAAUCAACAAAUCUCAGAAACUAAACAAUGAUGUAUUUGGAAAAACAAUUUUAAAUGGAAAUAACCUAAAACAUUGUAAUAUACCUUACAGCGGUAAGAAACCAUACAACUGUGUAACAUGUGGGAAACAAUUUGGAAAUAAUAGUAAUCUAAAAACACAUCAGAGAAUACACACUGGUGAGAAACCAUAUUGUUGUAUUGUUUGUGGUAAAAAAUUUGUAAUUAAUAGUAGUCUAAAAAGACAUGAGAAGGUACACACUGGGGAGAAACCAUACAGUUGUGUAAUAUGUGGUAAACAAUUUGGAACAAAUAGUAAAUUAAAAUUGCAUCAAAGAAUACACACUGGGGAGAAACCAUAUGGUUGUAUAGUGUGUGGCAAAGAAUUUGGAAGAAGUGGUACCCUAAAAAUACAUCAGAGGAUACAUACUGGUGAGAAACCAUAUCACUGUUUAGCAUGUGGCAAAGAUUUUGGAACAAACAAUGAACUAAAAAGCCACAUGAAAGUACAUACUGGAGAGAAACCAUACAGCUGUGUAGUGUGUGGCAAAUAUUUUGGAAGAAAUGGUGAACUAAAAAGCCAUGAGAAAGUACAUACUGGAGAGAAACCAUACAGUUGUGUAGUGUGUGGCAAAAGCUUUGGAAGAAAUGAUGAACUGAAAUUGCAUCAGAGAAUACACACUGGAGAGAAACCAUACAGUUGUGAAAUCUGUGGAAAAGAAUUUGGAAUAAGUAGUAACCUAAAAACACAUCAAAAGAUACACAGUGGACAGAAACCAUACUGUUGUGUAGUGUGUGGAAAAAAUUUUGUAAUUAAUAGUAGUCUAAAAAGGCAUAAGAAGAUACAUGCUAGAGAUAAACUUUAGUACUGUGUAGUGUGUAGGAAAACAUUGUCUACAAAACUUUUUUUCAAUUAGCAUGAGUGGAUACGUAGUUGUAACUUGUGUAAUGUGUAGUAAAAUAAAAACAAAUAAUAAUCAGUGUAAAGACUCACACUGUGGGUAGACCAUAAAAUUGUAAGAUGUGUAUAAUUAUAGUGUCUGUGACAGAUAAUACAUUUCUAAAAUUGCAUCGUAUACUUAUAGAAGAGUUAAUCAUAGUGUUAAGAUGCCAGUCACUAGGAGCCCAAUUUUAUAAGAUUAACGGAUAUUUUCUUAGGAAAAUGAAUGGAAAAGUGGUGAAAAUAUAGAACAAGUUUUACAUGAGAAAAAGGAAUUUUAGCCUCUUCCUUGGAUUAACAUAAUCCUUUACUGCUUCUGCUUCAUUUAACAAAUAAAUUAGCAACUGCUUCAGAGCAUAAGUUAACAUAACAAUAAUUCACUGCUUCUGCUUAAGAAACUUUUGCUUAAGUUAACAUGACAAUCAUUGACUUCCUCGGCUUAAGUAAAAAUCACAAUCACUAACUGCUCCAGCUUAAGUUAACAUAACAGUUACUGACUGCUUCUGCUUAAAUUAACAUCACAAUCACUUACUGCUUCAGCUUAAGUUAACAAUCAUUUCCUUAAGGUAACAUGACAGUCGCUAACUACUUCUGUUUAGUUAACAUGACAAUUGUUUUAUUGUUGGGUUCAACGUACACUAGUUACAAAUUAAUUUCUUUAUUACUUUUGUUAUAGGCAUUCAUGGGUAAUACUCAAGCCACUAACUUGAGGAAAUUUAUAUAAGGAACAAAGAAACAACUCAGAGACCAGGUAACAUAAAACAUACACUUAAUUGAACAAAUUCGACAAUUUACAGUCACAUUGUUCCCUCCAAUAUUUGGAUGUCUCAUGAACAAUUCUUCUACUAUUUGGAUGUCUCAUGAACAAUUCUUCUACUAUACUUAUUAAUAUCUCUACAAUACUCAGUAAACCAUUAAGUAGCUUGACUUCUAUAAGACCUGUUACGAUAAACUCUGUACUAGAUAUGUUACUAAAUGAAGUAGAGAAGGCAUUGAAGUUUAAGUUGUGAAAGUUCUCCAUAGAUGUUAAGUCUGACAUCUUUUCAGAGAAUUCACUGAAGAAUGGAAGGACUCCCAAAUCCUUUCUUGGCAGUAAUUUCUGUUUGUUGACUUCUCCAACUAGAAGAAGACAACCAGGGAUGCUCAGAAACCAUCUGUUUCUCUUCACCUCACACAUAAAUGGUUCAGAAGUAUUGAUAAGGUUGGAGUAGAAGCAAGAGUUUAUGAUAUACAUUUGAAAUAGGGUUAAGUUGGUUGGUGAUGCCACCUGAGUCAAAGCUCUGGAGAAGGAGGAAGAGAGAGCUGGAAAACUUCUAGGCAGACCAAGAUCUGCCACAAAAAAGCCAUAAGAGUACACUUACACAAAUUUAUAUGUGGUGUGUGAAUAUACACCUAUCUACACACACACGCAGAUAAAUACUUAUGAUAUCAUGGUUUGAGGAACCUUGGGGGCAUGAGAAUGGCCCCUUUUCAGGGAGGUGGGGAUAUAAAAAAUCAUAAUCCAGGGCAAGGAUCUAGUGCCCAGAAGUUUGAUGUUGCACUGGUCAGGUACCAAAUAGUCUAUCUGACCAGUACCCAAGUUGUAAGGCUAGAAUAGAGAAAUUUUGUUAAUCGACAUGUCACGACAAUUUGAUAUGAUAACUAAGGAAUUAACUUAAGUAGUAGAAUUAUAUGAGUUGUUUAUCAGAUUAAAUGGGGAUAGGUACCUUUGCUGUGACUUUGAAUAUUGUAAGAGGAUGCUAGCUUGUAGUAGCAGGAUGCUAGUUUGAUGAAGCAUGUCUUAAUUGGAUGGGGGGGGGAUAGGGGGGGAGGUGAUUAUCUGUAUUGGUUCAGUCUGCGUGGGAGAAAUCGAUAAUUUGUGAAUGCUGAUAAUUAAUGUAAGAAAGAGUUUCAUAUUUGUUAAAGGGUAUUGGGUUAUGAUCGUCAUCAAUGUUAUUGUGAACUAGAAAGUUGAAAGUAUGGGAGGUAAGAGAAGCAGGAACAAUAGCUAGGUCUAGUAGAUCUUGGGAUCCAUCUAUGUGUGUUUGUGAGAGUCAUGUCAUUAGUAUUAAUUGUAGCAAUAUUAUUGUCCUUUAAACAUUUGUGUAAUAUCUUGCUGUGUCUGUUACUCAGCAGUUGAAAUCUGAGUUUUUGGAGUUGAGGUUGCCCAUGAUAACUGUUUUGGGAUAAUUAUGGACUGGAGAAACGUUGUAUCAGGGGGAUGGGGUUGGUAAAGCAUUUAGGGUUAUUAGGCAGGCUGAUCAUGGGUAGGCUCGGUGGAUGAAUUUGGCAUAUUAAACAUUUGUUAUUGCAGGAGGAAGGACCUGAUGGGAAGGUUACUUUGAGAUAUUUUUUUGUAUAAUAAAGCAAUACCUCUACUAUGUGAUUUCUUGGGUUUUUUAAUCAUCUUGUAAUUAUUAGGUAGAACAAAGAUAUGGCUAUUAUUUAAUAAUGUCUCAUUUGAGCAUACAAUAUCUACUUUAAUUGAAUUGCACAAUUGAAAUAGUUCAUACUUCUUUUUAUGCAAUCCUUCCUGAAUAUUAACAUGUAGGAAAUGUACCAUAAUAACAAGAUAUCACUUACGUGUUCAGUUCGUGGUCUAGAACAACAUUGUUUAAUGACCUUCAGAAGGUAUAUCAUAUUGGCAGUCACAGUCUCCAAAGUACUAGGUGGUUGCAGCCCUACAUAUCUCAAUGGCAAGGUGCAUGAUGUCAACACUGUUGGAGUUCUUCCUGCAUGGGCCUAUGACGUCCGUGAUGAAUGCUGUGAUCCUGGCAUAGAAGACGUUGACGUCAAGCAUCUGCAUUGGCCAUUCCAGUGGUAAAGCCCAAGCUACUUCUGCAUACAACUUUAGUGCAGUUGAAGGUUGUAUUUCUUGGGUAUGUACUGGGUUAUGAGUUGAGGAGUUGCUGGUGCGAAGAAGAUCGGGGUACUCAGAUUGAAAGAAUUUUUGGUGGCUGGCUGGUUCCCCAGUGGGGAUGGUGGUCUGCUUACAAAUGCUUGUGACUGUCUUGAACUUCAGACAACCAUGGUAUGAAGCAGCAUGAGGUUGCACUAGCAUUAUGACAUACUAUCAAUCAUAUACUUUCUUUCCCAUUUCUCUUAGAGUUUGAUGCAUUCUUAUCUGUAUCUCUGAUGUGUUUAAAAUCCAUGCUGCUCAUCCACUGCCUUGUAUGUGUUUCCUUUCAAACAUCCCUGCUCUAUAGGGUUCAAGUUUAAUGUUUAUAUUUCAUUAUCUCCUUAAUUCUGAACUCUUACUUGAACUUGGUGUGAGGUAUUUAUUGAUAUCUUGAUAGUGCAACCUAGUCUCCAUAAAUUUCUCUACAACCUGUCCAUUUAAUGGCAUCUGCUUCCUCUUAAUAAACUGAAUUGCUGGUUUUUCUCCCUUUUCCAAUUAAGCAUGUGUCCACUUAUUCUGAGUUUCUUCAUGGCCUUAUUCAGUGAUCCAUUUCACUUAAUUACAUCAGCAUCCAAGCACUUUUUCAUUACUUUGUUUGGUUAACUAAUAUGUACUGUAGUUUUCUAUGGCAUUCCAUUUCUGUAAUUAUCUCAAACCAAAUUUUAUACUAAACAUUUUAAGUUAACAUGACAACCACUAACUAUUUCUGUGUAAAUUAACAUGACAAUCACAAAAUAUAUUUUGCUUAAGUUAAUAUGACAAUCAUUAACUGCUUCUAAUUAUGUCAACAUGAUAUUCAUUAAUCACACUUCUGCUUGUAUUAACAUAAUAUUCCAGUGUGUGGAAAAAGGGUUGCAAGAUCAAACAUCAGGAUGAUGUACAAACUCUAGAGAUAGCAUCCAAGUAUGAUUUUUAGCUAGAUUUUUUCAGUAGUCAUUAUAUUCAGACAGAGGUGAAAUUGUAAAAAAAAAAAGUAGAGGUACUCAACUGGAUGAAGUGGACCUGUUUUUGAAAAAGAACAAGAAAUCUAUGUGUAAACAUAAAAAAAUGACAAAGCAAAUAAGUUCCAGUGCUACUACCGCCAUAAAAAAUAAGUUUCAGUACCAGUGAGUACCAGCAGAAUUUCACUUCUAUAUACAGAAGUGUGGUAUGUGUUACAAAUAACUUGGAAAGAGACAAAUUUUCAAUAUGACUACAAUUAAUAAAAUCCAUUGUAAUGAUUGUUAGUUGUAGGGUGAUGAAAAACGAAUAUAAUUACCUGAUUAUUUUCUGCUCAUGUUUUUACUUAAGAUAGGAGAGAUGUGCACAUUUUAGAACAAUGGAAUUGAUUUUUUGAUGUUAAAAAACGAGUUAAUUGUAACAGUUGAGUUUACAUGAUGCACCCCUUGAAUAGUUAUGAUUUAGUAAUCUUGAAUAGUUGUGUAUUUUUCUUUUAGUGAAUAUAUAAAAAUUAAGCAUUUAUAAGUU